GGAGCCGCGCCCCCGGGAGCCGCAGUGCCCAGCGGCCUGGGGUCGGCGCAGAGCGCGCGGGGAGCCGGCGGGGAGCAGGAGCAGGUGAGCCAGCGCCAUGGGGCAGGCGGGCUGCAAGGGGCUCUCCCAGUCGCUGUUAGACUACAAAACCGAGAAGUACGUCAUCGCCAAGAGCAAGAAGGUGGGCCUGCUCUACCGGCUGCUGCAGGUCUCCAUUCUGACCUACCUGGUGGUCUGGGUGUUCCUGGUGAAGAAGGGUUACCAAGACACUGACACCUCCCUGCAGAGCAGCAUUGUCACCAAAGUCAAGGGUGUGACCUUCACCAACACAUCUGAGCUCGGGGAGCGGCUCUGGGAUGUUGCCGACUAUGUCAUCCCACCCCAGGGAGAGAACGUCUUCUUCGUAGUCACCAACUUGAUCGUGACCGCCAACCAGCGGCAGGAAACCUGUGCUGAGAGCGAAAGCAUUCCGGAUGCCUGGUGCUACACAGAUAGUGACUGUCCCCCUGGGGAGCCUGUUGUGGCUGGAAAUGGAGUGAAGACUGGCCGCUGCCUGCGGGUGGGCAGCAUGCAAAGGGGCACCUGUGAGGUGUUCGCCUGGUGCCCCGUGGAGACAAAGCCCAGACCAGUGAAGCCACUGCUGGGCAAGGCUGAAGACUUCACCGUUUACAUAAAGAACUUCAUUCGUUUCCCCAAAUUCAACUUCUCCAAGACCAAUGUGCUAGACACCAAUGACAGAGCUUUCCUGAAAUCCUGUCGGUUUGGCCCCAAGAACCCCUACUGCCCCAUCUUCCGACUGGGGUCUGUGGUCAGCUGGACGGGGAGCAACUUCCAGGAGAUAGCUGUGCAGGGUGGUGUGAUAGGAAUUCAGAUUGAAUGGGAUUGUGAUCUUGAUAAAGCUCCUUCUGAAUGCAACCCUCACUAUUCUUUUAGCCGUCUGGACAACAAAUUUUCAGAAAACUCAAUCUCCUCUGGGUACAACUUCAGGUUUGCCAAAUAUUACCGAGAUGCUGCUGGAGUGGAGUUCCGCACCCUGAUGAAAGCCUAUGGGAUCCGCUUUGAUGUGAUGGUGAAUGGCAAGGCAGGGAAGUUCAGCCUCAUCCCCACGGUCGUCAACAUUGGCUCUGGGGUGGCGCUCAUGGGUGCUGGGGCUUUCCUCUGUGACCUGGUACUUAUCUACUUCAUCAAGAAGAGCCACUUUUACCGAGACAAGAAGUACGAGGAAGUGAGAACGGUGCUGCUCCCCCCCUAGUGGCUGUAGAGCCUCUCUACUUCCAGUGUGGCCCAGCGGCCUCCCCUGGGAGCUUGUUGGAGAUGGCAGUCGUGGGCCCCUCCCUUCUCCUACAUCAGAACCUGUUUCAGGAAGAUUCCUAGGUGAUCCGUGUGAACAUUGCUGCUUGAGAGCACGGGUUAAAGAGAUCUGCCAAGCCUGGUUCCAAGGGAGGAAAAGGCCCGCUUUGACAGGUGAUGCCAAUGUCUAGGUCAGACUUACACAUAUUGUACUUUGAGAGCAAGAGGAUUCCCCACCCCCACCCCCAGGAAAGUGGCAAGCUCAGUGUAUUUAAAUUAAAAUAUUUUGACUAGAUAAUACUUCUAUGAUUCAAAAACUAAAAGGUACAAAAGAUGACAGUGAAAAGCUCCCCUCCCACCCCUGUUCCCCGAGGCAGCCUGUUAAACAUUUCAAGAGGCUCUCCUGUUUUGCUGAGCAUCUACUUGGUUACUUGUGCCGUCACUCAGGAAAUGAACUCUUCCUGAUGCCUGCAACAUCAGACCAAGUCUCCUCUGUCAGAAAGGGACACGAUGGAGGACACUUAAGUACUGGGCUGGGGAGUCGGCUAGCUCACUUCUCCCUCUCCCAGCGUCUGAGGAGUCCCUGUGUAAACCCAAGAGGAGAGACCUAGAACUCAUCACUCACUGCUGUCUGAUCGCUCAGUAGCAAAGGCCCGCGGUGCUGCCUCUGGCCCAGCAAGCCCUGGUGCUUUGUUCUCACAGCCACCCGGAUGCUAGGGAGCGUCCUCUUUGGAAGUGCGCUCUCUGGGCCACCGUCAAGUCAGAAGGGUUUGGUUCUCUGCACACAGAGGAGGCGGGAAGCAUCCUUCCACUGGGGCCUUUGGAGAGGUCAGAGGGACUUGCAAGAGGGCUGUGCCCCUGGGGCCAAGAAGCAUAGUCCCCCCCAAACAGGAAGCUUGCUCCUUGUCGAGUAACCUGUCAACAAGCCCACUUGCUCUCUGAAUGGAAAGUGAAAACUCCGGGUGAUCCACUAUGGUGUUCACUUCCUCACUAAAGCAAACCCUAGGGUUUGAUAAUCUGGCAUGGUACUUUCAUGUUCCGGAGGAAGUAAAAAGGGCAGGCACCUUG
This is a messenger RNA of Callorhinus ursinus (northern fur seal), 2358 nucleotides long. The record is from RefSeq and is a predicted model, not a curated record. Lineage: Eukaryota; Metazoa; Chordata; Mammalia; Carnivora; Otariidae.